ACCAUCUGGAUCGUCGCAUCGUCCUGGACUUCUUAUGGCGGUGCCAGGAGCCCAAGGUCGUCAGAGCGCUCCUCUUGUACACAGAGGUAACGUGGAAAAGAGGGCGACGGUGGUACCUAGUGCUACAACUCUGUGGUCAGUCAGUCGUGGGAGGUACAACAAAACACAGUCAGGCGGUAAGUCGCCGCAGAGUCUAUCCCCACUAUCGCUGAGCCAGAGCGUCGACAAUGCUGCGAGGACGUCGAAAGCGCCGGCGUCUAGCUCAAAACCUUUCAACGCGGGCGCUCCUCCGCAUUCAAGCCAGGUGCACAGUUCCGCCGAUGUCCCCUCGGGCUCGUCGACGCCGCGUGACAGCCGCGCCACCGGCGCCAUUCUGGAGUCGUCGUCCAAGAGCCCAUCGUCUCGCGUCUGGCCUUCCGUUGACCAGACUCAGCGCUUGAGUCCCCUGUCACCCGGAGGAUCACCCACUCUGCGAAUCAGCUGCAUCAGCGGAGCCGCUACACACCCAUCCAAAGGCUCCCCGCUUCGUAGAAACCCUCCGCAGGGAGCCAACGGUCCUCCAAUCGGAGAGUCGAGGUCAGCCCUGCACCUACCGCUCGAUUCGCCCAAGCAAAGCAACGGUCCCGGUGGGAACAUCGUUGAGUGGCGCUCCAGGAGAACGUCGUCUCCCCGCAGAGGGUCACCACAGGCCAGUCCUCCUAAGCAACUCGCUCCGCUGGCUAAUUCCGAGUCACUCACGGCCGGGCCUUGCACGCCGAAGCACGCUAAAAGCAGCGGCCAGCACCCGUCUUCGCCGUCAGUCCCGACAAGCGUGUCCUCACAUCUCAGCCAGGGGGCCCCGAGUGGAAUGGCAAGCCUAGCGACGCCGCCACAAAUUGCCACCACGGGGUCUAAAGUGGAACAUACGAGCGUCGCCAGGUCGUACGCUAGCGAGACCGAACGGUCCGGCCACCAGCACUCGUCGUUCGCCCCUCCCGAUGGUGACGAAUCUCCCGAGCUUGGUACCCACCAAAAGAGCGUCGCUUUGAACGCGACACGGUCAUCGGCUCCCGGAAGACAAGAUGAUACUACGACUGAAGUAAAAAUUGAAGCCAGUGAAACGCAAAAGAAGCUGAGCCCGUUGAAUACGGUGGUGUUCGUGUGUUGCCUGGUUCCCGCGUCGCUGCUAUCUAUCGUGCUCUUCUUGGUCUUCAUGUAUCACUUCUACCUCCGAGACGUAGACGUCGCCCCAACACCGGAAUUGCGCAUCGCCAUUCACGAGAUCAGCAAGGAGAGAUGGCAACACGGAGACCGAUUGUCAAUGAGGGAAGUCAUGGUCAUCGUGCUGCUCGUCGCAAUCGGCAUGUCACAUGUUAUCGAAACGGACAGGCACAUCGGGAUUGACUCGACCACAGUGUCUUCCCUGUGCGCCGUGAUGGCAGUGGGCAUCCCGCAGACGCUGGGCUACCUUUGGCUCACCGAACACGUGGUGACAUGGCAGCUCGUACUCCGCCGCCUGCCUUGGGAACUGAUCCUGGUGCGGCUUGGAGGAAGCGCCCUGCAAGUCGUCGCCGAGCGUUCAGGGGUGUCCACGUGGCUGCUGGAGACAACGUUACUGCGGCACGUUAACACGCGGGUUCACCCCGCCUGGUGCCUUGUGGGGCUGAUGGCUGCGACGGCGCUGGUCUGCGAAGUGGACACCGGCGUCGCCGGGUUGCAGCUCGUCGACAAGCUGAUACUUCUGUCGGAGCGCAUCGAGCUACACCCGUUGUACUUCGUGCUGCCCGUGCUGAUGCAGUCUCGCUGCGUCCUGCUGAUGCCAUACACGAGCACGCCGCUCGCCUUCCUACACCUGUACACCCACAUGCGAAGAGCGGAACUGUACUGGCUGGGAUUGCUGCUCAAGGUCAUCAUCUACGUGGCAUUUGUGGUGGCGGCUAACACUAUGCUGUUCAUGUAGCGGCCAGCUUCUCGGCACGAGCGACGGCCUUGUACUAUCUGACAUUCCACCGGGAACACAAUUCCUAACGCGUUCUAGCAUUCUGCGAAUGGUGAACGUGACGUUCUCCCCCCCCCCCCCUCCCCUUGGCAACGUGAAAGACUUUAAACGUUAUUACAUUACAGCGAAUGCGGUAGCAUCACGUUGGUAAUUUUCGGUUCUGUACCAUGCUGCUGUUAGCUUGUGUUUCGAAUUUCUGUUGAUGAAAGUGCCAUUAAGCUUUGCGUUGCUAGUUUACUGCUACAUUGCGGCAUAGCAUUUCUGGAACUCACACAUCUAUUAACACAUGACUCUACGAUUACAGCCAAUGCUGUGAAGGUCAUGCAGAUGACAACGAAGACAUGAGUUGGCGGAUCAUUUAUAUAUAUUUGUGGGUUCAUAUUAUAUAACUGCGUUGUUUUCACGUUUUGAUAAAAAGCGGUAUGCUUUUGUAAUGGCCCGCUUGAAAGUACCAUAUUGCGCACUUGGGGCAGGAAAAUAACUAGCAGUGACUGAAUGAGAAUUUCUUGUAGCUGUAUUUACUUCAUACAUUCAACACAUUUUGCCAGUUUUUUGUAAUGCUCGUAGCUGUUGUGCGCAGAGCUCGCGCGCUAAAGUGUGCCUGCUGCCAAAUCCAUCCAUGUACUUGGUAGAAGUGUUAAGGAAAUAAACCGUUAUGCUGAUUGUACGCUCAUAUUUUAUUGAAAGCCGCAGUGAACGCAUGGCAGUAGCACAUAGUACAUCAAAGGAGGCAGCCACAGGGACCGCAGCGUGAGGACUUGAAGCGCGACCUUGACCUGACAGGCUCCUUGCAUCGGAUGACAUGUAGGCUUCCAGAUGC
Molecule: messenger RNA, 2798 nt
Organism: Dermacentor silvarum
Lineage: Eukaryota; Metazoa; Arthropoda; Arachnida; Ixodida; Ixodidae
Exons: 10
Coding region: 35-1939 (634 amino acids)
Biological process (GO): monoatomic anion transmembrane transport
Source: RefSeq, a predicted model, not a curated record